AAAUGUGCAAAAUCGGCAGUGUAUCAAAUACUUGUUCUCCCCACUGUAUGUAAUUGUUCCAUCUUCAGUGAUAAAAGAUGUCAGGCUCCACCAGGUUAGAACAUAGUUUCCACAGGAAAACUAUAUUUAGAAACAUUAGGUCUUACAGUAGUCUAUGAGUCGACCCCUACCAAUGUUUGCUCUAGUGACGUUGAAAUUGUCUACAAUAAGUGUGGAUGUGCCGUGUUUUGGUGUAUACCACAAAAGUAAUAUUACUGGUAGUGAAACUGUUAUUGUUGAAGGAACUAAUGACUUAAUUUUAUCCAUGACCAAUUUCCAUUGCUCCACAGUCAGAAGCCAUUGUACCUUACCAAAAUAACUUACUAGUUCCUUGUCAAUCCUAAUUGAAAAAAUUAAAUAAAAAUAAUUAUACAUUACAACGGCAUACUCAAAAAUGAAAUAAUCUUCCUCAUAUUACUCCAAAAUAACUAUUUAAAAAAGACUCUAAAUAACUGAUCUGUUAAAAAUGCUAUUGGUUAAAGCUUUUUUCUUUCAUUACUCCAGAAGUGCCAUCUUUCAUGAUUCAAUGGCUGUUAUGCCUCAAGCAAAGUAAAGGUUGGUUGUUGGUUCUCUGACCCCGACCUACCCCUCUAACCCUGUGUGGUACAUGGCACGUGAUAGUUUUCCUGGAAGAGUUUGCAUUGCAUGGAGUGGUACCAGCAAAGAGGAGCUGUCCUAAGUGCACAGCCUCCGAGCGACACUUCUGGGUGACUCGCUCAGAUGUCACUGAGAAAACACACACUAACCUGAGGCCUGCCCUCAAAGUCUGUGUCCUAGUUACAUUUUUCUAUUUGACUUAAUCCUUAUUUGAUCAAAGGCCCUCAAAGCAACAUUCAGGUCACUGGCAUCAAUCCAUUGAAACCAAUAAAAAAGCUACUCUUCUACAGGUGCAAUGGUGAAGCAGAAUGGAUUUACCUAUAUGAUGUGUGGUGAAGAAGGUGGCUCAGUACAUGGCCGAUGUGUUGGAGGACAGCCGAGACAAAGUCCAGGAGAAUCUACUAGCCAAUGGGGGUACUUAUCACAUAGAAUGGAUCUGGUGACAUACAUCACACGGUUUCAGUGGGACAUGGCCAAGUACCCUAUCAAACAAUCAUUAAAGAACAUCUCUGAAAUAAUAUCCAAGCAAGUAACCCAGAUUGACAAUGACCUGAAGGCCAGAGCAUCCUCUUACAACAACCUGAAGGGCAACCUGCAGAAUUUGGAGAGGAAGAACGCGGGGAGCCUGUUAACCAGGAGUCUAGCUGACAUUGUCAAGAAGGAGGACUUUGUGCUGGACUCUGAGUAUCUGAUCACUAUGCUAGUGGUUGUACCAAAGACAAGUUAUGCAGACUGGCAGAAGACCUAUGAAACGCUGGCUGAAAUGGUGGUGCCUCGAUCUACAAACCUGCUCUUCGAGGACAAUGACAGUGGUCUGUUCAGUGUCACCCUUUUCAGGAAGGCUAUUGAUGACUUCCGACACAAGGCUCGGGAGAAUAAGUUCACAGUCAGGGAUUUCCAGUACAAUGAGCAAGAGAUGAACGCAGACAAAGAGGAGAUGACAAGGCUCUCCACAGACAAGAAAAAGCAGUUUGGGCCACUGGUGCGAUGGCUGAAAGUUAACUUCAGUGAGGCCUUCAUCGCAUGGAUUCACAUUAAGGGUCUGAGGGUCUUUGUGGAGUCUGUUUUAAGAUACGGGCUGCCGGUGAACUUCCAAGCCAUGCUGCUCCAGCCCAACAAGAAGAACAUGAAGAAACUAAGGGAGGUUCUCAAUGAUCUUUACAAACACUUGGACAGCAGCGCUGCAGCCAUUAUCGAUUCUGCCAUGGAUAUCCCUGGUCUGAACCUGAGUCAACAGGAGUACUACCCUUAUGUCUACUACAAGAUAGACUGCAACCUGCUGGACUUCAAAUAGAUUCACUGUAGCUACCUAACCUAUGCUGUCCUCUGAUGUUUUGUCUUUAUGUUGAGUGUGUUUUAACUUGUGUUGUUAAUUCCUCUCCUAUCUGCCAAUCCUCUGUUUUGCUCCUGUGUUGUCCUGUGCAUGCUCAUUCCCUGUGGAUUAAAGCACUUAAUGUGAUACCGCCAUUUGUACAAAUGAGGACAUACAAUUACUUGAUUUUCCAGACCUGAUUUUAAUUUUCUGUGUGUGUUUACAGAUUUUUUUUUAAACUGCUUAAUCAUAGUACUCUGUAUUAAAACGUGCAGAAAUGACUGAGAUCAAUAAAUAUUUAUGACCUUGAUUUAUUAAACAUUAAUACAUGUUCAAUCAUUCCACAUCUGUGUUAUUCAUAUUGAUAGUUAUAUAAUUGAGGGGUCCCCCUCAUAGAAGCAAUUUGGUAUUUUACCUGCACAUCCAAGCACAUCUGGUAAGUGUUCAAGAUGCUAUAUUGGUAUGUUGUUUCUAUUUGAUGUUAUAAGAGAUAUGAAUGUAAGCAUUGUGUAUAACAAAUGGAUAAACGGUAUAUAUGAA
This is a messenger RNA of Esox lucius (northern pike), 2488 nucleotides long. RefSeq names its product ATPase H+ transporting V1 subunit C1a (gene atp6v1c1a). The transcript is spliced from 11 exons. The coding region runs from base 932 to 1930 and encodes 332 amino acids. Gene Ontology annotation, molecular function: proton-transporting ATPase activity, rotational mechanism. NCBI's taxonomy places the organism in Eukaryota, Metazoa, Chordata, Actinopteri, Esociformes, Esocidae. Gene Ontology annotation, biological process: proton transmembrane transport. Gene Ontology annotation, cellular component: lysosomal membrane; vacuolar proton-transporting V-type ATPase, V1 domain. The record is from RefSeq and is a predicted model, not a curated record.